CCCUUUCCCUCCCUCUUCGCUUCAUCACCCUCUCUCUCCUCUGCCACGUUGCGACAGGGUUCCGUUUGAUCUGGUCUUCCUUCCACAAUGGCUGGCAUGCUAAAGAAUAUGUUUGGCGGCUCUCAGCCGUCAGAUCCAGCCAAAGUCGAGGAUGAUUUCGCCGACUUUGUGAAGGCUCCCGAGCCGUCCCCUGCGUCCAUAGUAGCGGGGUCGUCGUCGGUCCCCGCCCUCGACACCCAGGGUGCCACCGCCGUCCCCUACACAAAAUGGUACCGAGUUUGGGAGCGGACCUCUCCCAAGGACUUUAUGCAAGAAGCAAUGGUCAUGCCAUUGAUCCUUCUGAUUGUUGUAUUUCAUCUCUGGGGCACGCGCAAGAAUAGACGGAGAGCUAGGGAGUGGGCUCAGGCUCAUGCGCCGGCUCUCCAGAGCGAAUUCGCGGUCGUGGGAUUCGAUGGCGUCCACAAAUCCACCGGCGAGGCCGAUUCUGCUCCUGCGGAAUUGAUCUCCCCGGAGUCCAUUCUGAAGGAGAAGUCUGCGCAGGAGUUCGUCUCCUAUGCCACCGGUAGACAGAACGUCGCCUUCGUUGACAUGUCUAUCAAGUUGCCCAAGCGGCACAACCCCAUCAUUUACUGGUCCGAUUAUGCUCUCAGCUUUUUCUUCGACAGCUGGCAGGCUCCUACCGAGACAUUCGAGGCAGUCGCCUACACCUUUGAUGGCAGGGAAAAGGAUCUUGUUCCCGUACCCGCCAACGAUACUUCAUCCCUGAAGGUGAACAACUCGACCUAUGACGGUUUCAUCUGGGCUGUUGUGCACAAGAACCACAUGCGCAAGUUCCGCCUGGAUCGGUACGAUGCGUCGAUGACCUUUACCAAGGACAAUGCCAAGCUACCAUCCUGGGUUACCGUUAUGACAGAAAGUGCCGAAAUCACCGAUACUCUCCUCACUCCUGAAUUGAUCCAGGCUAUCGAGAAGGCUGGAGACUCUUUCAGAUAUUUCAUUGUCACUGACCAGCCCAUCGACAAGCCCUUGAAGAUCGAGGAAACUACACCCCGGAAGCGCAUUCAUUAUUCCGUCUCUCUUCCCUCGUCUGCUUCUGGUUACUCGGCCACCAUGCCACUGUUCAACCAGUUCCUUCGUUUUACUGACAAGCUUGUUGCGUCUGCUCAUUUCCGUCCGGAGGUGAUGCGCAAGAUCAAGCACGUUCGUGAAGAAGAGAUCAAGAAGCUUCGCCGCGCUGACGAGGAAGAAAAGGCAGAGGAACGCAGGCUGGCAGCUGAGAAGAUCAAGAAGGACGAGCGAGAGCGACUCCUCCGUGGCAUGACUGCCGAAGAGCAGCGCAAGUUCCUUGAGCGUGAAUCGCAAAAGGGCCAGAGACGUUCUAUGAAGAAGUACACCAAGAGAGCAUGAUCGGUCUUAUAUUGUUCCGAUAUUGGAAAUUGUCGGUCUUUCUUCGGUGCUCCUUACCCUUUAUCUCAAUGUAUUCAUAAGUAUAUUUGUCGUGUGUGGGCGCGCGAUGUAGCUGGGAUUCGGAAGAUGAUGUCAAGCUUUCUGAUGCUGACUUGACAAAGAUUUACUUUCGAAACCCAUUUAUGAAAAUCAUGCAUUUGGCCUUUUUAAUGUCAUCAUAAUCUUCCAGUUCGAAAAGAAAGUUGUUGUUCCAUAAAGUGUAUGCUCUAACGUCUCCCUCAAGACCCUUGAAAGAGUAUGCGUCUCUACAUCCUUAGAAGUCUUCAUCGCCUCCUUCCCAUAUUCUUUCCGCUCAAACUGCAAGUACUAUCA
Molecule: messenger RNA, 1779 nt
Organism: Aspergillus novofumigatus IBT 16806
Lineage: Eukaryota; Fungi; Ascomycota; Eurotiomycetes; Eurotiales; Aspergillaceae
Product: CCDC47 family protein
Exons: 3
Coding region: 88-1407 (439 amino acids)
Biological process (GO): endoplasmic reticulum calcium ion homeostasis
Cellular component (GO): endoplasmic reticulum
Molecular function (GO): calcium ion binding
Source: RefSeq, a predicted model, not a curated record